CACAUGAGUUGAUUACAUCAAAAUCAAAACCAAACAUUGUGAAAAAUGUCAGGGAUCAUCAACAAGAUUGGAGAGGCUCUUCAUGUGGGAGGAGGGCACAAGAAAGAGGAGGAGCACCACAAGAAAGAAGAGCACCAUGGUGAUGCUCACAAAGGAGAGCACAAGUCAGAUCAGCACCAUGGAGGGGAGCACAAGGAGGGGAUUGUGGACAAGAUCAAGGAUAAGAUCCACGGUGACGAAAAGGGUGAGAAGCACGACGAGAAGAACAAGAAGGAUAAGAAGGACAAGAAGAAGAAGAAGCACGAGCAUGGCCAUGACCAUGACAGUAGCAGCAGCAGCGACAGCGAUUAGAUCUUUUCCUUUUCUAUGUCAAGGGUUUGUACGGGACCAAAGUGGAGGAGACUCAGUGUGUGUAUGCCCUUAAAUAAAUAAUGCUUGAUAGUUUGAGAGAGAAAUGUCAUGUGUUUCUGCUUUUUUAUUUACUCUGUAAAAGUACCUUGCAGCUUUGUUUUACGUUGGAUGUAAUGUAAUGCUUCAAAAAAUAUUAAGUUUAACUAUCUAUUGCUUAUGCCUA
This is a messenger RNA of Lotus japonicus, 574 nucleotides long. RefSeq names its product protein SRC1. The coding region runs from base 46 to 351 and encodes 101 amino acids. The record is from RefSeq and is a predicted model, not a curated record. NCBI's taxonomy places the organism in Eukaryota, Viridiplantae, Streptophyta, Magnoliopsida, Fabales, Fabaceae. Gene Ontology annotation, molecular function: metal ion binding. The transcript is spliced from 2 exons.